AUGAUCCCCUCUGAGGGGAUCCUCCCUUUCAAGACUGUACGGCCCAAGAGAUAAGCCUAUAGUUACUGGCAGUAAUUUCACCGCAUUGACCCCUAUGUUAUUAUCAACAGAUCAACCAAUCCUGUAAUAUUCAAAUAAAGAGUCUAGAUAUGCAGGCCUGGAAAUUCACUGCAGCGUAUAUGCUCCACGUUCCUACAGUCAUAUUUUUGGUUCCAUUCUCAUGAGUAUAACCUAUUGAUAGAUUUCCUGCCUGACUUGUGAGGAGCUGUUUGAAACUGUAUCCUUCUGAAUCCGGAAAUUGUAAAGAUUAGAGUCAUUAGAUCAGGGUCAAAGGAAUAUCUUAGAAUAAAAAUAUUCAGCUUGGACACAGGAGUCAUGGCUUUUUAUUGUCGAACUUGAUUAUCAUUUCUGGCCAUGUCUUGACAUGUUUUACUUUGUUUGGGUGCUAUCACUUGGAAUGUUGUGUUCAGGACUUUUUCUUCUUCUUUUUUUAUUUGUCCUGAAUUCAGUGAGAUUCUUCAUAUUGUAGGACUUAAUAACAAUUUAAUUGUAUUCAGAGUCACAUUGAGAGGUCUUUUUAGAGUUAUCUUAUUCAAGCAGCAAGAUCUGGGACCGAUCCCAAUGCCACGCAGCCUAUCUCGGAGGUGGGCCGGUGUUGCCCAUGCCAUGCUUGGUGUAUAAAAGCACCCACAGUCCAGUGCUCUUCACGGCAUUCAACCUCAACCACAAGAACCAACAAGAUGACUUCUCUCAAUCCUAAGGACAUUACCACAGUCAAGGCCUUCUGGGGCAAAGUGUCUGGCAAGGCAGAGGAAAUCGGCGCUGAUGCUCUGUCCAGGAUGCUGGUGGUGUACCCCCAGACUAAGACCUACUUCUCCCACUGGAAGGACUUGAGCCCCGGCUCUGCCCCAGUGAGGAAGCACGGAAAAACCGUGAUGUCUGGAGUUGCAGAUGCUGUCUCCAAAAUUGACGAUUUGACAGGUGGUCUGCUGAGCCUCAGCGAGCUGCACGCCUUCACUCUGCGUGUGGACCCUGCCAACUUCAAGAUUCUUGCCCACAACAUCCUUGUGGUCUUCGCCAUCAUGUUCCACGAAUUCACCCCUGAGGUCCAUGUGGAUGACAAGUUCCUGGCCGCCCUGGCUCGUGCCCUGUCUGAGAAGUACCGAUAACGGUAACCAGGACGCAGGCAUGCAGCAUGAAGGACGGCAGCUUGGGCUUGGAUUCUCUCUGUCAGUCUAAAUAUACAAAUAAAAGAUUAAAUGCAAUGGAA
Notolabrus celidotus (New Zealand spotty) is the source of this 1270-nucleotide messenger RNA. Its product is annotated as hemoglobin subunit alpha-2-like. Gene Ontology annotation, biological process: oxygen transport; hydrogen peroxide catabolic process. Lineage: Eukaryota; Metazoa; Chordata; Actinopteri; Labriformes; Labridae. Gene Ontology annotation, molecular function: peroxidase activity; haptoglobin binding; oxygen carrier activity. Gene Ontology annotation, cellular component: haptoglobin-hemoglobin complex; hemoglobin complex; blood microparticle. The record is from RefSeq and is a predicted model, not a curated record.